UAGAUUCCAUGCACUUGUAGAGUUCUAGUUUCAUGCUGGAAAUUGCGUUGCGGCCGAUUACUCCAUGCUCUUUUUCUUCUUUCUGCAGAGCUAUGUGUGCACAGCAACAAAGGGUCAGCUUUUGUGAAGCACUGGGUACGAAGUCCAGAGGCGUCAGGUUCAGCACUAGAAGCUCAACACCAGUGGACAUGGACACUACUGGCGCAGCAGAUGAGCAGGCACGGAAGGCAGCAAGUAUGGCGAGACUGCUGGCUAAACCACUAAAUCCUUCAGAACAACGGGGCUGCAUUGCUCAACCUAUGAGAGGCGUAGUUCCUCUCCAUGUUUCAGGUUCCAGGAGAGAUGGAUUAAUGUACAUCCCGAAGAGCUACUCGAUGGAAAAGCCAGCGCCGGUGGUUGUGAUCCUUCACGGAGCAGGAGGCCAUGCAGAGGGUGCUCUCCAACUCAUUAGCGAUUUUGCGGACGUUCAUGGCCUCAUCUUGAUUGCGCCGGAGUCACGCGGACGCACAUGGGACAUGAUUCUUGACCGAUACGGUCCAGACGUCGAAUUCAUUAACCAGGAGAUGUCUGACAAAGGUGUUCCACGAGUACACUGUGGAUCCCAAGCACUUGUGCAUAGCCGGAUUCUCCGAUGGUGCCUCAUACUCCAUCUCUCUGGGUGUGUGCAACGGCUUUUUUUUCACGCACAUUAUCGGCUUCUCUCCAGGCUUCAUACGAGUGCAGCGAUACGAAGAUGCGCCACUCAUCUAUGUUUCCCAUGGGAAACGGGAUUCGGUGCUGCAUAUUGGAAAUUGCAGCCGAAGAUUGGUGCCGAAACUUCUGGAGCACAAGUAUAGAGUGACAUACAAGGAGUUCGACGGGGGUCAUACUGUGCCUGCAUCCAUAGCUGAAGAAGCUUUGACGUGGGUCAUGCAAACCACGGACAAGUAAACUUUCACGAGUGACAGACUAGAUCUGAUAGAUUCCGCUCUGUAAGAAAGACCAUAGAGACAAGCUAAAACUUUCCUGUAGAUAAAUACAAUGGUACCAUUCACCAUGGAUCGAAGAGAAAAACGUCGUGGAAUCCUAAAUCUCCACGACUAGUGCUUGUUUCAGAUGAUCCUUCGUGAACGAAGAAUACAAUAGGCACGAAAGCAGUACUCUAAGCUUACAAGAGUUGCAGCAAAAAGGCCACGGCCAGGAACAAUUAGACCUGACUGAUGAGCAACGCUAAGCAUCUCUUAAGCAUCAAUGCUGACUGAUUUUUGUAAUCAAAUACAGAUAUAAACUUAUCGCAGCAAGAGUGCGAAGAAAAAGCA
Physcomitrium patens is the source of this 1298-nucleotide messenger RNA. RefSeq lists its product as uncharacterized. NCBI's taxonomy places the organism in Eukaryota, Viridiplantae, Streptophyta, Bryopsida, Funariales, Funariaceae. The record is from RefSeq and is a predicted model, not a curated record.